This is a messenger RNA of Penicillium verhagenii, 993 nucleotides long. RefSeq names its product D-mandelate dehydrogenase-like dehydrogenase. The coding region runs from base 1 to 993 and encodes 330 amino acids. The transcript has 6 exons. NCBI's taxonomy places the organism in Eukaryota, Fungi, Ascomycota, Eurotiomycetes, Eurotiales, Aspergillaceae. The record is from RefSeq and is a predicted model, not a curated record. Gene Ontology annotation, molecular function: NAD binding; glyoxylate reductase (NADPH) activity; hydroxypyruvate reductase [NAD(P)H] activity. Gene Ontology annotation, cellular component: cytosol.
AUGCCUUCUCAAGCCGCUCUCCUUAUCGGAGCUAUUACCCACGCGCGCAAGGAGUGGGAGAGUCUAUCCUCUAUUCUGAACCUCAAGGAAUUCCCCAGCGGCACCCGUGAGGAGUUCAUCAAGAAUUGCAAGGCAGGACACUACGACGAUGUGGUCGCCAUCUACCGAUCAAAUACCUCUAAUAAGUACACCGGAAAUUUCGAUGCGGAGCUGCUCGCUGUGUUGCCCCAGUCAGUCAAGUAUAUCUGUCACAAUGGCGCCGGAUACGACAAUCUUGAUGUCGCAACCUGCUCGCAAAAGAAUAUUGCCGUCUCGAGCACUCCCGUUGCAGUGAAUAAUGCCACCGCCGAUGUGGGCAUUUUCCUUAUGAUUGGCGCGCUUCGUCAGGCUUGGGUGCCCCAGGCUGCCCUUCGAGCUGGCACUUGGCAAGGACAAACAACCCUGGGCAAUGACCCCCAGGGUAAAGUCUUGGGAAUUUUGGGCAUGGGUGGAAUUGGUCGCGAAAUGGCUGCGCGGGCCAAGGCUUUCGGCAUGAAGAUCCAAUACCACAACCGCUCCCAGCUUCCUGCGGAACUGGAGGGUGGCGCGACAUAUGUCUCAUUCGAUGAGCUUUUGGCCAAUGCCGAUGUCUUCAGCUUGAAUCUGGCACUGAACGCAUCGACAAGACACAUUAUUGGCGCCAAGGAGUUUACCAAAAUGAAGGAUGGUGUAGUUAUUGUGAAUACGGCACGUGGAGCUCUGAUCGAUGAGAAGGCGCUGGUCGCUGCGAUUGAGUCUGGAAAGGUUCGAUCUGCCGGUCUGGAUGUAUACGAGAAGGAGCCUGCCAUUGAGGCCGGUUUGGUAAAUAACCCGCGUGUCAUGUUGUUGCCGCACAUUGGUACGAACACCUAUGAGACUCAAAAGGAGAUGGAGAUCCUCGUCCUAGAUAAUCUGCGAUCUGCGGUGGAGAAGGGAGAGUUGAUUACACAAGUACCAGAGCAGAAGCGGGCAUAG